CUGCGCCUGGUUGGAAUGCAGUUGAACGGAACGGCCGGUACCGUCACCAUGGCCGCCGCCUCGGAGCCGCCCGAGCCGCCACCGCGCAAUCCCGACAAAAUCAACGCGUCCCUCAAGCAGCUGGCCGAAUCGAAAACUCGCUCGCUAGACACCACGGACAAGCAGGCGGUCACGGGCUCGGGUAGCAACGGUGGUCGCCCCUUCCGGCCCAUUUUAUCGCUCGACAACAAUGCCAAACCGACGUCCAAACCGUUCGAUGCGCCCGAGCGUGGUACGCCAACGUCGGCACCGGCCGUAUCCUUCGGCGGGGCUUCCGGGUCAGAGCAGGCCGGAGCCUCCUCCGAGCCGGGGGCAAGCGGUAGCGGCACCAGCAACGUCACCGUCGGUGGACAACGACCAUCGAACCCGCAGCAGUCCUGCUCGUCGUCCUCUUCCGGUGAGGCGAUGGCGACGGUGACGGCGGCCAACGGGACGGUGGCCGAGGGUGUUGCUCCGAACACCUCACCCUCGGGCAGUGGUAGCUCGCAGGUGAACUCCGGCUCGGACAAAGCGUUCGCCCUGGUGCAGCAGCACAAGCACAAGGACACCAGUCCAGCCGGAGCGGCCGGAGAUGGCGAUAAUCUCUUCAAGAACGGCGUCAGCGAUUUGGAAUCUCCACAAACGACCAAGAUACGACUCGAAAACGAACGGUUGUCGGCCGAGAUUACGCGGUUGAAAAAGUUGCUCGAAUGCUCACCGGACGGGGCCGGGGCGGUCGGUGGCAUCGAUCUGCUCUCCGAUAGCAACAGCUUCGAUGCGCACUCGACGGACGACAGCGGCAGCCGGAUGGAGAAGCUGGAGAACGAGCUGCGAAUAUCGAAGGAGCUGAUUCAAAGUUUAAAGCUCGAGCGCAAGAAGCUCCGUGCGGACAAGAACGAUCUUCUGUCGCAGGUGAAGCAACUCUGCUCGUCCCUGCAAGACAAGGAGCAAGAGCUGCGCAACUUCAUACGCACCUACGAGCAGCGGAUACGCGAGUCCGAGUCCAACUCCGCCAAACAGAACACGGACCGGGAGCGGGAAAGAUGGUCUCUGCUGAAGCACGCCCGCGACGAGGCCGAACGAUCGAUUGCGUUGGCGGCUCAGCUGAACGCGCGCGAUCUGCAGCUCCAGCAGACGCAGGAGCAGCUCCAAGAAGCCCGCCGACAGCUGUCCGGUUGCAUCGGCUCGGACCAGGAGAGUCUGGUAUCGGCCGCCCCGCUGACGCCCCCGUCCGGGCUGAUGGCGCACAAUGCGGCGACGGCGAUGUCGGGCGCCGGGUACAGCAACAUCAGCGGGACACCCGGAGACCGCGGUUCGUGCAGUGCCGAUUCGGGAGUGAGAGACUUUGUUGCAGGCAGCAGCGACCGGGAGAGCGCCGCGGGGGAUUUGAACCUCAGCGAUGGGCCGUGCGAGAACGGACCCUGCAUACAGGUGGACUCGGACAGUGUGUCGCUGGUUUCCAGCCACCACAAUGUGUAUCAGUAUGGAACACCAAAAGAAAGGAGUCCGACUCUGUCUCCACUGAAUGCCGGCGCUUACUCCCGAGCCGUGGACAGUGCAGCACUCUCGAGUUCUUACAGGUCCGUUGAGCAGCUCGGAUCGCCGGUGGACAACGAAAAUCAAACCUUCGCCCGAAGACUUCAGCAGCAACAAUCGACGGGCGGAGCGUCGUCAUCUGGAUCCACUAAGACGCAAAGCUCCGGCCUGACGGGUCGGACCGGCCGGGGCGGCACCUGGGGCAGCAUAUCGCGCGUCUUUGCCCGCAGCCGCAACCGCAACAAGAACGCCCCGAUCGACACCGAGGCGUCCGACUUCCAGUGGAGUCCGCUGACGGAGGAAGGGUACGCGGAAAAGCUGCGGCUACUCCGGGAAGCUUCCUCGAUGCCGAUGGAGCGCUGGCGUGCCUCGCAGGUGCUCGCCUGGCUGGAGGUGGCGCUCGGUAUGCCACAGUACAGUGGGCGCUGUGCCGAGAACGUCAAGAGUGGAAAGGUGCUGCUGGAGCUGAGCGAUGCGGAAUUGGAGACGGGACUCGGGACGACGCACCCAAUGCACCGGAAGAAGCUACGGCUGGCCAUCGAGGAGCAGCGUCGACCGGAGCUGGUGCGCUAUCCGACCAUUGGCCAGCUGGGACACACAUGGGUCGCUUCGGAGUGGCUUCCAGACAUUGGACUGCCCCAGUACUCGGAGUCGUUCAUGCACUCGCUCGUGGACGCCCGAAUGCUGGAUACGCUUUCCAAAAAGGAACUGGAGAAGUACCUUGGUGUGACCAGGAAAUUUCACCAGGCGAGCAUAGUUCACGGUAUCCAUGUGCUCCGCAUCAUGAAGUACGACCGCCAGGCGAUUGCGAUGCGCCGUCUGCAAUCGGAGAAUGUCGACACCGAUCCAAUCGUGUGGACUAAUCAGCGCUUCAUCCGUUGGGCUCGGUCAAUCGAUUUGGGCGAGUAUGCGGAUAAUUUGAAGGAUAGUGGCGUCCACGGUGGACUGGUCGUGCUGGAACCGUCCUUCUCCGGAGACACGAUGGCAACAGCGCUCGGCAUUCCGCCAUCGAAGAACAUCAUCCGGCGCCACUUGGCGACCGAGUUCGAGGCACUCAUCCUACCGGCAAGAACAACCAUGGGCCAAGGUAUACGGACCGGCGGGGGCACGGUAAUUCCCAUCGCGAGCGGAAUCGGCAUGAUGUCCGCGCAGGCCAACGAUCGGCGGAACACGGGCAGUUUGCGCUUUGCCGCCUGGAAAGGAUCGCAGGGCUCCCUUACCAAGGCGUUCCGGAUGAGCUCCGGCUACAAACCGCGCGGUAGCGGCAGCAACGGAGGCGGAAGCGGUGCCGGAUCGGACAAGAACAGCGUCUACAGUUCGACCUCCCCGACGCCGUCGUUCAGCAGCAGCGAAGGUGGCAUCUACGCGACGGUCGGCUCACUCCAGAGCCAUCCAGCCUUCUUCCACCAUCUGCCACCGCCGACGUCGGCUCCACCACCCGUCCCCAUGGUGCCGUUGGGCAGUGGGAUGGGCAUGCGAAAGCUCGAUCCACAGCCGGGACCAUCGGAACGGCCACAUACGGCAAGCAACCGGGUCAGUGCGCCCCCGAUGGACACCGGUGGUCACUCCACCCUGCCGAAGUACGCUCAGCAUCGGCGGGUGAAAAGUAUCAGCGACAUCGAGAUUCCUUCCGUCGGACCGGUUGGAUAG
Molecule: messenger RNA, 3204 nt
Organism: Anopheles coustani
Lineage: Eukaryota; Metazoa; Arthropoda; Insecta; Diptera; Culicidae
Gene: Liprin-gamma
Product: kazrin
Exons: 13
Coding region: 16-3204 (1062 amino acids)
Molecular function (GO): protein binding
Source: RefSeq, a predicted model, not a curated record